Molecule: messenger RNA, 4048 nt
Organism: Sphaeramia orbicularis (orbiculate cardinalfish)
Lineage: Eukaryota; Metazoa; Chordata; Actinopteri; Kurtiformes; Apogonidae
Gene: aldh18a1
Product: aldehyde dehydrogenase 18 family, member A1
Exons: 18
Coding region: 289-2637 (782 amino acids)
Cellular component (GO): cytoplasm; mitochondrion
Molecular function (GO): glutamate 5-kinase activity; ATP binding; glutamate-5-semialdehyde dehydrogenase (NADP+) activity
Source: RefSeq, a predicted model, not a curated record
UUUAACACUAGCGCUUUAUGAACAGAAUGUGAGGAAAGCUGAGUAGGACGGACCGUUUUCACUUGUUGCAAACUGCGGUGACAGUUUCAUCAGCAGCUCUGUGAUUUAGGGGAGGAGUCGAGCUCCUGGUCGUCCCACUUGUGCUGUGAUCAACUGUCUGUGUGAUAAAUGAAGGAAUAGCUGUGAAAAAGAAGAUGAGUAAGACUGUGUAGAAGUUACACAAGGCAGGUAGAGAUACAGGACAAAAGAGGUUGGGAGCCAGGAAGUAAAGGAGGCAACAACCUGACAAUGCUGCUCCGGAGGCUGACCCUGUGUUCCAGGAUCCCCCAGGAUUCCCAGAGACACGUCUACCGUUUGUUCACCAGAUCACUGACACAAGUUCCCAAUGGAAGGGCACAUGGCGGCUCCUUUGCCCAUCGCGGUGAACUACGUCAGGCUAAGAGGAUCGUUGUGAAGCUUGGCAGUGCUGUGGUCACCCGUGGGGAUGAAUGUGGCCUGGCUCUUGGCAGGCUGGCCUCCAUUGUGGAGCAGGUGGCCAUGCUACAGAAUCAAGGCAGAGAGAUGAUGAUCGUCACCAGUGGAGCAGUAGCUUUUGGCAAACAAAGAUUAAGACAUGAAAUCCUGCUGUCCCAGAGUGUCCGCCAGGCCCUGCACUCCGGACAGAAUCAGCUCAAAGACAUGUCCCUGCCAGUGCUGGAGGCCCGGGCCUGUGCUGCAGCAGGACAGAGUGGUCUGAUGGCUCUGUACGAGGCUAUGUUCACCCAGUACAGUACUUGCACUGCACAGGUCCUUGUGACGAAUCUGGAUUUCCAUGAUGACCAAAAGAGACAGAACCUGAACAGCACACUGCAGGAGCUGCUGCGCAUGAACAUCGUGCCCAUCAUCAACACUAAUGAUGCUGUGGUACCCCCACCGGAACCCAACAGCGACCUGCAGGGGGUAAAUGUGAUCAGCAUUAAGGACAAUGACAGCCUAGCAGCACGACUAGCUGUAGAGAUGAAGGCUGACCUGCUCAUCGCUCUGUCUGACGUGGAAGGAUUGUACAACAGCCCCCCUGGAACAGAUGACGCCAAGCUUAUUGACAUUUUUUACCCUGGAGACCAGCAGUCCAUUACCUAUGGUACAAAGUCCAGAGUUGGAAUUGGGGGCAUGGAGGCCAAGGUCAAAGCUGCCCUGUGGGCGCUGCAAGGUGGUACCUCAGUGGUCAUAGCGAACGGCACCCAUCCCAAAGUAACUGGUCAUGUCAUCACUGACAUUGUGGAGGGCAAAAAGGUGGGCACGUUCUUCUCCGAGAUCAAACCUGCCGGCCCGACUGUGGAGCAGCAGACAGAAAUGGCACGCAACUCCGGAAGGACCCUGGCCUCUUUGCACCCAGAUCAGAGGAGUGAAAUAAUCUGCCAGCUAGCAGAACUGUUGACUGAAAAGAAAGAGGAGAUACUGGCUGCCAACAAAAUGGACAUGGACCUCGCUGUCAGUGCAGGUCAUUUGCCGCCUGCCAUGCUGAAGCGUCUGAGCCUGUCACCAGCCAAACUCAAUAGUUUGGCCAUAGGUCUUCGUCAGAUCGCUGUGGCCUCCCAAGACAGUGUGGGCCGUGUGCUGCGCAGGACCAGGGUGGCUCACAACCUGGAGCUGGAGCAGAUCACCGUGCCCAUUGGGGUUCUCCUGGUCAUUUUUGAGGCCCGGCCUGACUGCUUACCACAGGUGUCAGCAUUGGCCAUAGCCAGUGGCAAUGCUCUUCUGCUGAAGGGAGGCAAGGAGGCAGCAAACACCAACCGUGUCCUCCACCAGCUCACCCAGGAAGCCCUUUCCAUGCAUGGUGUUAGAGAAGCUGUUCAGUUGGUGAGCACCCGUGAGGAGGUGGAAGACCUUUGCAGACUGGACAAAAUGAUCGAUCUCAUUAUUCCACGUGGGUCAUCCCAGCUGGUGCGGGACAUUCAGCGGGCGGCCAAAGGCAUCCCAGUGCUGGGUCACAGUGAAGGAAUCUGCCACGUCUAUGUUGAUGCAGACGCUAGUGUUGACAAAGUCAUCAAGAUCGUCAGAGACUCCAAAUGUGAUUACCCAGCUGCUUGUAAUGCUAUGGAAACCCUGCUGAUUCACCGGGACAUUCUUAGGACUCCACUAUUUGACCAGAUUAUUGACAUGCUGCGCACAGAGCGGGUGAAAAUUCACGCAGGUCCUCGGUUUGCUUCCUAUCUCACAUUCAGCCCCUCAGAGGCCAAGUCCCUGCGGACAGAGUAUGGAGACCUGGAGUGCUGUAUGGAAGUGGUGGACAGCAUGCAGGACGCUGUGGAUCAUAUCCACAAGUACGGCAGCUCGCACACAGACGUUAUCAUCACAGAAAACGAGGACACAGCUGAGCAGUUUCUGCAGCAACUGGAUAGCGCUUGUGUCUUCUGGAACACCAGCUCACGGUUUGCUGAUGGCUAUCGCUUUGGACUCGGAGCAGAGGUAGGUAUUAGCACAGCUCGUAUCCAUGCCCGGGGGCCUGUUGGCCUGGAGGGGCUGCUCACCACCAAGUGGGUCCUGAGAGGUGACGGGCAUACAGCAGCUGACUUCUCUGAGCACGGCACCAUGAAGUACCUUCAUGAAAACCUGCCUGUUGGGCAGCCGCUAGCUGGUCGAAGGGACAGCAACUAGACCAGAGACACUUGGCUAACAUGGGUUGGAAUGGUUUAGUGUCCACCAGCAGAUCCCCAGGGUCUUGUGACGGGGAAUUGCUGAUGUCAAUGUUAAAACCUCUGAAGCACAUGGCAAGACAGAUGGUCAGCACACCUACAGUUCAUUUUAUCAAAACUAUGCAGUCUCUGUUGACUUAUACUGUUUUCAAAGACUAAGAAUUUGCAUCUGUAUGAAUUCUACCUCAUACUUUGAGUUACAUAAUGUUAUGCAACACUGAAAUAAUUGAUGAAUUGGUAAACUGAGCAAGAAGGCAACUGCUUAAAGUACAUAAAUAAAUAAGUAUACACAACUGAAGCAUGAAGCUUUUGAUGCAAUCUCAGGUUUUUAAGAAUAUGAUUUUUACAACUGACACUAAUAUGUAAAGACAGACUUUUUUAGUAUGUCAUAAUGUAUGCAUGGGAAUUAUCAGUUAAGUUUUAUUUAUACAAAAUCAUAACAAAAGUUAUCUCAUGACACUUUACAUUUAGAGCUAGUCAAGACCAGACUCAUAAUAAGCCAAUUCAGACGCUCAGCUGAAUAUUAGAGUAUAUUACCUGUACAAAACACACUUGGUGUUCUCUAAUGUAAAUUAUUAUAAUCCAAUAUUUUAUCUGUGGAUAAUUAUCAGGAAAGAAUAUUCUUCCUAAUGAAGACAGUAUUACAACAGUGGAUAUCAUCUCAUCUAUAUUUUUUAAUCCUUUGAUCAACCACACAUACUGAUGUACAGAGGACUGUUUCAUUAUUUUGCAAACCUCAGAUUCUUGCUGUCAUUUGUAUUUUUGCAGAUUGCAGGUGCUUGUUACCUACAGUUUGUCAAUUGUGCUCUUUAAAUGCUUUCUUUGUUGUAAUAUCCUUUUCUUUUUUUUUAAUUUCUUACUGUAAAUCCAAGUUGCAUUUUCUUUUUCUGAAUGUGUAAGUAUUUUGAUUAGAUAAGGUGCUGGUCAAGGCAAUUUUAUACAUGGAACAAAAGCUCGUAGUUUAUGUACAUUUCACCACUUUGCAGUUAAACUAAAGCUCAGUGUGCAGGUAAUGACAUGAAUUAUCAGAAAAUACCAGAUUUGCUAAAUAGUUAUGUUACAAGAUAAAAGACACUCUUGCCUGGUAUCCACACAUUUUAUUUACUGUUUUUAUUCAAUCAAAGUUGCUCUCAUUUUUCCAUGCUAUGCUGCUUCCCUGACUUUUUCCUUGUGGCGUCUCUGUCAGAGCAGGAACAGUAAUUGACAAGCUGCCUCCUUUAAGCUAGAGGGUAGAACACAACUGCUUUUAAAUUAAACCUCUGUACCAUUCCAGCCUCUGAGCACCUAUCUGAUGUCUUGCAAUGCACACUUAAAGAUUGGUUUGGGUUGUUUAACAGCAGUAUUGUAGAAUAAAAAAAAAUGUUGAAAAAGAA